Molecule: messenger RNA, 3554 nt
Organism: Leopardus geoffroyi (Geoffroy's cat)
Lineage: Eukaryota; Metazoa; Chordata; Mammalia; Carnivora; Felidae
Gene: BRD7
Product: bromodomain containing 7
Exons: 18
Coding region: 272-2251 (659 amino acids)
Biological process (GO): regulation of transcription by RNA polymerase II
Cellular component (GO): nucleus
Source: RefSeq, a predicted model, not a curated record
GCCAGCAGCACCCUGCGCGCUCCGCGGACCCUCUCUUCCGCCUCAACGCCGGCCGCUCGCCGCCUCGCCGCCGCUCUCGGGCUCCGGCCGGGUCUCGCGCGCAGUCUUCUCGUGAGGGGCCUCGCGCCGCCCGGCGCACGCCGCCCCCCUGCCUCGGGGCGCGGGGUCUCGCGGGCCCCGCUCCCGCCCUCCGCUCGCCUGGCCCGGACCGGAAGCGGCGCCGCACGGCCUGGGCCUGGCGCGGGGGGCGGGCACCGGGGCCCGGUCCGACAUGGGCAAGAAGCACAAGAAGCACAAGUCGGACAAACACCUCUACGAGGAGUAUGUAGAGAAGCCCUUGAAGCUGGUCCUCAAAGUGGGAGGGAACGAAGUCACCGAGCUCUCCACGGGCAGCUCGGGGCACGACUCAAGCCUCUUCGAGGACAAAAACGAUCAUGACAAACACAAGGACAGAAAGCGGAAAAAGAGGAAGAAAGGAGAGAAGCAGGUUCCAGGAGAAGAAAAGGGGAGAAAACGGAGACGAGUAAAGGAGGAUAAAAAGAAGCGAGAUCGGGACCGUGUGGAGAAUGAGACAGAGAAAGAUCUCCAGUGCCAGGCCCCUGUAAGAUUAGACUUGCCUCCUGAGAAGCCUCUCACAAGCUCUUUAGCCAAACAAGAAGAAGUAGAACAGACACCCCUUCAAGAAGCUUUGAAUCAACUGAUGAGACAAUUACAGAGAAAAGACCCAAGUGCUUUCUUUUCAUUUCCUGUGACUGAUUUUAUUGCUCCCGGCUACUCCAUGAUCAUUAAGCAUCCAAUGGAUUUUAGCACCAUGAAAGAAAAGAUUAAGAACAAUGAUUACCAGUCCAUAGAAGAACUGAAGGAUAACUUCAAACUAAUGUGUACUAAUGCUAUGAUUUACAACAAACCCGAGACCAUUUAUUAUAAAGCUGCAAAGAAGCUGUUGCACUCAGGGAUGAAAAUUCUCAGCCAGGAGAGAAUUCAGAGCCUGAAGCAAAGCAUAGAAUUCAUGGCAGACUUGCAAAAAAGUCGAAAGCAGAAGGAUAGAACCGACCAGUCUCAGAGUGGGGAGGACAGCGGCUCCUGGCCAAGAGAAAGGGAAGACUCCGGAGACCCUGAAACCCGAGCCUUCAAGGGUCCCAGCAAGGAAAACAAAAAGAAAGACAAAGAUAUGCUUGAAGAUAAAUCUAAGAGCAGUAACUUAGAAAGAGAGCAGGAGCAGAUUGACCGCAUUGUUAAGGAAUCUGGAGGAAAACUAACCAGGCGGCUUGUUAACAGUCAGUGUGCAUUUGAAAGGAGAAAACCAGAUGGAACGACAACAUUGGGGCUUCUGCAUCCCGUGGAUCCCAUUGUAGGAGAACCAGGCUACUGCCCUGUGAGACUGGGAAUGACAACCGGAAGGCUUCAGUCUGGAGUGAAUACUUUGCAGGGGUUCAAGGAGGACAAAAGGAACAAAGUCACUCCGGUGUUAUACUUGAAUUACGGACCCUACAGUUCUUAUGCUCCACAUUACGACUCCACCUUUGCAAAUAUCAGCAAGGACGACUCUGAUCUAAUCUAUUCAACCUAUGGGGAAGAGUCUGAUCUUCCAAGUGAUUUCAGCAUCCAUGAGUUUUUGGCCACAUGCCAGGAUUAUCCAUACGUGAUGGCAGAUAGUUUACUGGAUGUUUUAACAAAAGGAGGCCAUUCUAGAACCCUUCAAGAGUUGGAGAUGGUAAGAAGGCUGCUAAAGAACCGGCCAUCACCUGAAGAUGAAGGCCAGACCAGGACCCUUGACACAGCAAAAGAAAUGGAGAUUACAGAAAUAGAGCCAGAGGGGCGUUUAGACUCCAGUAAUCAGGACAGGCUCACAGCGCUGAAAGCAGUAACAAAUUUUGGUGCUCCUGUUGAAGUGUUUGACUCUGAAGAAGCUGAAAUGUUCCAGAAGAAGCUUGAUGAGACCACCAGAUUGCUCCGAGAGCUCCAGGAAGCCCAGAACGAGCGUCUGAGCACCAGACCCCCUCCCAACAUGAUCUGUCUCUUGGGCCCCUCUUACAGGGAAAUGCAUCUCGCUGAACAAGUGACCAAUAAUCUGAAAGAACUCGCACAGCAAGUCGCUCCAGGUGAUAUCGUGAGCACGUAUGGGGUUCGGAAGGCGAUGGGGAUUUCCAUCCCCUCCCCCAUCGUGGAAAACAACUUCGUAGAUUUAACGGAAGAUUUUGAAGAACCUAAAAAGACUGAUGUUGCCGAGUGUGGACUGGAUGGGGUUUGAAGCUAACUGAGCUGCACUAGCGCCCCCAGCACCUCUGCGAACCGGAGAAGCCCCCUCUGAGCCUCAUAAGCCCGUGGACACGUCCCAGGCAGACGGCGGACAGUGGCUUCAGGUCCAGUCCUCCCUGCCCUUGGCUGCAACCCCGGGUAAGCCUUUGAAGUCUCCCAUGGGCCAGGUUUCCUGUACUUGCGGGGGGUUCCUGGAGGACUCCAGCUGGGAAUCCCUGCUCUGUAGUGAACUUCAGCCAUGUUAGAGCCCCAGGUGUGCUCUGGGGAUGCAGCGGUGAAACUGAUUCAGAAACAGGAACGAGCAGUUUGGCUCCUCCUCAACCUUGAAACGCAGUGAAGGCUGACUUCUGAUUCUCUUAGACUUGCAGCACCAUAAGACACCUCUUGCAAACCCGGCUUUUUGCACUUGAUUUGAUUCUCCCGUUUGGAACAAGUCUGUCUCCGCAGCUCUGAGCGGGCUGGCUUCCCAGAUCCGGGAACCUCUUCUGCACGCUUGCGGAGGACAUGCUUUUCGUCUUGAAGCUCUACGAGUGAGCUGUGAGGACUAAAGAAGAGAAAGGGAGCACUACAGGUUGUCUGCCUUCUGUCUACACAGACCCCUUUCCUUUCCAGGACAGGAAUUGAGAUGUGAGGAUAGCAGGAGGGCGCUCCAAGUACACACGGUGGUCGGGGAAGGGCUGAGAGGCCAUGCCUUUCUUUCCGGGCUGUGCCGCUCCUUGCCUUCUUGCUGUGUGACAGCCAUGUUCCUCAGCCCCAGCAGGGCUAAGCUGUCAGUGGACGUGGUUAAAAAGACAACACACUGGAGGGAAGAGAUUUUUGUCUGGCAUCUAAGAAGUCAUUAGAAAGGGUAAAACUCCACUAAUCAUAUACCCAUUUAAAUCAAACACCUGCCAGAGAGGACAAGUAACAAGCCUCUGUUGUGCUGUUCUCUCCCUACUGUGAGAAAUCAUCGAUGGAAAACCGCAUUUUCAGCUCUGUUUACCGGGGUGCCUGUGUGAGAAACGUACAGCCCUGUUGCUGCUCCACUGGGAGAAAGGCGUGCCCAACCCAUCCCGGACAGCUCGUCGUGGUUCUGUACCUAGAAAAGACCAGUCCCACCCGUGCGGCUGGCAGGCCAUGGCCAGUUGUGUGUCUGGCUCCCCCUCUGAGAUCUCCACAGUACCCAGGGGAUCCGCAUGUCCCAGCUGCCAUUGCGUGGCGAGGCUCGGUGGUAGCCUCGGGCUGGAGUCUGGUGCACGUUCCGAGAAAUCCUCUAGCACAAGUCCAAGGAGGCCACACACAGCCACCUUGUCAGG